Messenger RNA from Centropristis striata (black sea bass), 3420 nucleotides. RefSeq names its product doublecortin-like kinase 3 (gene dclk3). The transcript has 7 exons. Gene Ontology annotation, biological process: intracellular signal transduction; protein phosphorylation. The record is from RefSeq and is a predicted model, not a curated record. Bases 125 to 2782 code for a protein of 885 amino acids. Gene Ontology annotation, molecular function: ATP binding; protein kinase activity. NCBI's taxonomy places the organism in Eukaryota, Metazoa, Chordata, Actinopteri, Perciformes, Serranidae.
AGUAGCUACAGCAGGUCCCGUUACCUUUUCUGUGAGCAGCCGAGGACAUGACAGCAGAGAGUAAAAAGGAAUAAAAAAUAAAAAUAUUUAAUUUAUUAUAUAUUAUAUUUAGUUCUGGAGAGUCAUGACGCCGUCACAGAGAGCUCGAUAUGGAUGCGAAGCGGCGCGAAACGCUAAAUGGAGAACAGCAGCUCCUCCAGUCCCCUUGUUAAAACGUGCUGUUGGGGCACCCCAGCCGUGGCCAAUUCACCCUAACUCUACAGGACAGGUCCACAGGUCCCACUUCCCACCUCCUCCUCCUCACCUCCCUCUCUUCCACACCCGCCAUGCUGAGGAGAGCGCUGAGAGGCCCCAUCUGGUCACCAUCAUCCGCCCUUGUGGUCAAAGUACACUACGCAAGGUAACAGUCCUGUUGAACCGUAGAGGUGUGGUGUCUUUCGAACAACUGCUAUUGGAUAUCUCUGAGGCGUUGGGCUUUCCUCGCUGGCACAGAGCCAGAGUCACACGCCUGUACACGACCCACGCACGAGAGGUGAAAGGUAUAUGUGAUUUCUUCCGAGGUGAGGUGGCCUUCUUGGCGCUGGGAAAGGCUCGUCCGGAGCUGAGCGGUGUGCAGGAGGCUCUGGAGGAGCUGUUUCCAGAACAUUCCCAUUACCGGUCUGACGCACUACGGGCCUGGGAUAAAAGACUUCGUCCAGCACCAGAUAAAGCAGCUAAGGCUGACAGCGGGUACAGCGAGGGGACAGACAGCAGCGAGACACACACUAACCAAGAGACUGACCAUGUCAAAAAUCAUACUAAUACACACACAAGUACACAGCCACCUCACCAUAUAGACACACACCGGCCUGAAAUUUACAACUCAGAUGUUCGGAAAUGUCAUAAAAAGAAUUCAUGCAGAAAACCUGCUCACCUGCCCAACCACCUGCAGCGGCUGCGUGUGAGGGGUGGGGUCAGGGAUCGACAACCAUCUGUCAUCUGCCCUUUUAAACACGAGGAAGGUGUUAGAGAAGCAGACGUACCUUCUCCUACACUGUGUGAAGACUGCUUAGCAAGAAGGGUUAAAUAUCAGGGUCCUGAGCAGCUCAAUCUGCUGUCAGGGAGGGUCCCACUUCCUCCUGUGGCAAGGAAGCAAAAAGGAAGUUCUUAUACAGAACAGGAAGUGAGAAAAUCGUACAUUCACAUCAGCCCUCCACCUCCUCAGCCAGCCAGCGAGGAUGAGGAGAAGAGCGUUGCCCAAAUACUUUCAAAUCCACUUCCAGAUGUGGGUCAAGUACACAAGGAAAAACAGCAGAGGACGACCUUCGACCUUGCUUCAGAUGGCAGUGAUGUCACUCUGGCAGAUAUCGAGCGUUGCUACGAAAUUGGACGUUUAGUUGGAGAUGGCAACUUUGCAGUAGUACGAGAGUGUCGCCGUCGUGACAAUGAACAAACCCUCGCUGUGAAGAUUGUCGAGCGCUCCAAGCUGAUUGGGCGAGAGCACAUGAUGCAGAAUGAGCUGAGCCUUCUGGGUAGCCUCUGCCACCCGCGCAUUGUGCGGCUAUUUGCGCACCACCACACACGCACUCACUCCUACCUGGUGAUGGAGCUGGUGAGCGGGGGGGAUCUGUUUGAGGCCAUCAGUGAGAGGGGGAAGUUUCCAGAGGCGGAGGCAGGACUGAUGGUGUCGGAUGUGAGUGAAGCGCUGAACUAUAUCCACUGCAAAAGUAUCGUCCAUCGAGACCUCAAACCAGAAAACGUGCUGAUAGAGCGUGUGGCUGCUGGCAUCUGUAGGCUGAAACUGGGAGACUUUGGUCUUGCCAUGGUUGUGACUGAGCCAGUCUUCACCAUAUGUGGCACGCCCACGUAUGUAGCCCCAGAGAUUCUCUGUGAGACAGGUUAUGGUGUUGCAGUGGAUGUUUGGGCUCUGGGUGUUAUUCUCUACAUCCUGCUGUGUGGAUUCCCCCCAUUUCGCAGUCGGGAUCGGGACCAGGAAGAGCUUUUCCAGUUAAUAAAACAGGGACAGCUUCACUUCCUGUCCCCCUACUGGGACCCCAUCUCAGAAGAAGCCAGAGGCCUUGUCAGAGCUCUGCUUCAGCCAGAUCCCACAGUGAGGCUGACAGCAGAGCAGACCUCGCUCCAUCCCUGGGUGAAGGCUAUGGCUUCAAUUUGCAGGCAGAGGGCGCUCACAGACAAAACUCAGAGAGAAACAGCAGAUACUGGAGCAGAACCAGACAAGCCUAGACAAGCCCAGAAACAAGCUCAGACAAAUCCAGUCCAGACAAUAACACACCUAACACCGGGAGACACCAGCAGUGAGGGAGACAUCACACAUCACACUGAGAUGAACACAGGAAGAGGACAAGAUGAGGACAAACCACCACUACAACAAUCAAAAGAGACAGCUCACACUGUAUCCCAACAGCUCCAAGUGCCCACACCUUCAGAGGCCACACCUGGGCAACAGAAACCAAAGUGCACCCCUACAGACUCUGGCUCACCCAGCAGGGAGCCCAGCAGCCACGAGAGACAGGAUCCAGGUCCUCCAGACUGUGAUUCUGGAAGCCCAGUCAGCCUGAGUGCCCCCUCUGAGACACAACCACCUCCUCAUUCACCUCCUCCUACCAAUACAGUGCAACAAACCACAGCGGGUCACUUAACACAUCAACCAGCAGCAGCUUCUUCAUCUCAUUCUCUCCAUCAGCAGAACUUCACCUCUACCCUGCAGACCCCUACCACCACAGAAACUGCUAACAGGCCGAACGCUCACACCACCUCCCCCCACCCACCCGUGCAGUCUUGACCUCACUGUCAAUCUCCUGUUUAACCAUGUGAUUAGAUCAGUCAUCACUUUCAUUGUUCCGGAGAAUACCACUGAUUUCCCAGCAGCUGAAUCCUUGAAUGACCUGCAGAUGAUGUGAUUUACUUUCUUUGGAUUGAAUAGUAUCUGAUUGAUGAAGCUAGCUAAAUCUCAUAAAUGUGUGUGUAAUCCAUGUUUCCUGCAAUCACAAAAUGAUGAUGUAAUGACUUAAUGUAUGAGGAUGUGAAGUAGUGAAGCACUGUAAAUAAUGUGUUGAAAUUAAUGGAAUAGUGUUGAUCAAGUUGGACUUAAAUCAUGGUUUCUAAUCUUGUGAUGUAUUCAUGAAAAUGUAUUUAGUACAUUUAUUAAGUGUUUUUGUUUUGGUUGUAAAAAAAAAUGUCUGCAAGCCAUUUAUGUUAUCGUAUCUGCCAUUCCUAGUGGAAGCUAUUUUUGAGUGCUUGUGUGAUCACACUGACCCAUCCUCCUUUUAAUACCACUUCCCCUUUAAGUCAGUUCCUAGAAGUCUGUGCGAGGAUCGUUUAUCUAGCAACAUUUGUUUACUAUACCUUCAUAGACUAAAAAUAUCUGUACCAAGAACUUUUCAUUUUAGUCAUGGUAAAAGUUUGCCAUAAACUCUUGAA